CCGCCCAAAACGUGACAACGUCAUGCAAAAGCACCUCCCUCUUCGCCCGAUUCUCCGAUUCAUCGUCUGUCUAGGCACCGCCAGUUUCUCCUUUUGAGUUCCCUGGAAUCACUCUCUGUCCCCUCGGCGCAAGUGGGUUUCGUGGCCCUCUCCACAUUCCCGAAACCUGCUGUGUGCGGUCCAUUCUGUGAUCUCUCCGGCUUCUUUCGCACAGAAAGACAGAUACUCAGUUACCUCUCACCAUGCUGUCUCUCAUCUGGACGGUCUUCUUCGUGCAUGUUGCCAUUUAUUUGGUCAACACCAUUGGCGCAAGCAUAAUCGAUAAUCUGCUAUGGAUUCUCUACAUGAAACUCCCAACUGCGACGUCCAAAAAUGCGCGUGAACAGAACCGGCUCAAACGCGAGGCUCUUCAGCUGAAGCGAGAAAUGAACAACACAAGCUCCCAGGAUGAGUUUGCAAAGUGGGCCAAGCUCCGAAGACGACAUGACAAGGCCAUGGAGGAAUACGAGGCAAUGAACAAAACACUGACGUCGGCAAAAACCUCCUUCGAGUGGACCGUGAAAAUCGCACGAUGGCUCAGUACGAACGGACUCAAGAUCUUCCUUCAAUUCUGGUACUCGAAGACUCCCGUGUUUGCCCUUCCGGAAGCCUGGGUUCCCUACUACGUCGCAUGGAUUCUGUCGUUCCCAAGGGCACCGAUGGGCUCGGUCAGCAUCCAGGUUUGGAGCAACGUGUGCGCAACAACUAUUUCGGCGUUGGCAGAGAUUGUCACGAUCGCGGUACAGGCGGGGGUGGGAAAGACACGCCCUGCUCCGGCGGCUACGGCUCAAAAGGCAAAAUGAUUUGAUGCUUGUCAUGCUACGGAAUGGGAGUCUGGUGGACCGUACAAAUAAACCGUGUUGAGGUUUGGGAAAAGAGAAAAUGAUUCGAAGUUUUCUACUUGUAUUUCAUGAUACUAUAAACGUAACAACAUAAUGCUAUAUCUAAG
Aspergillus steynii IBT 23096 is the source of this 988-nucleotide messenger RNA. RefSeq names its product guided entry of tail-anchored proteins factor 1. The transcript is spliced from 3 exons. Gene Ontology annotation, biological process: tail-anchored membrane protein insertion into ER membrane. The coding region runs from base 243 to 842 and encodes 199 amino acids. NCBI's taxonomy places the organism in Eukaryota, Fungi, Ascomycota, Eurotiomycetes, Eurotiales, Aspergillaceae. Gene Ontology annotation, cellular component: GET complex. The record is from RefSeq and is a predicted model, not a curated record.